This is a messenger RNA of Odocoileus virginianus texanus, 1481 nucleotides long. RefSeq names its product mitochondrial ribosomal protein L37 (gene MRPL37). Gene Ontology annotation, biological process: translation. The record is from RefSeq and is a predicted model, not a curated record. Gene Ontology annotation, cellular component: ribosome; mitochondrion. Lineage: Eukaryota; Metazoa; Chordata; Mammalia; Artiodactyla; Cervidae. Gene Ontology annotation, molecular function: structural constituent of ribosome.
GCGUUCCCAUCAGGCCUUGCGCGCGGGAAGAUGGCGGCGUCCAGGUGGAGGUCUUGAGAGCAGAUUGGCAUGGCGUUGGCGUCUGGGCCCGCGAGGCGGGCGCUGGCUCGCCCUUGGCGGCUCGGCCUUGAGGGCUGCGGGGUCCCGAGACGCAGGGCGUACGAGUGGGGCGUGCGAUCCACGAGAAAGCCGGAGCCUCCUCCCCUGGAUAGGGUGUAUGAGAUUCCUGGACUGGAGCCCAUCACCUUCGCGGGGAAGAUGCACUUUAUGCCCGGGCUGGCACGACCAGUCUUCCCGCCCUGGGAUCCCGGCUGGACGCACCCGAAGUUCCGCCGCUUGCCCCCGCUGCAGGAGCACCCGCUAUACAAGGAUGAGGUCUGCUACAUCUUCCACCAGCGUUGCCGCCUCCUCGAGGGUGUAAAGCAGGCCCUCUGGCUUACCAAGACCAAGUUAAUAGAAGGCCUUCCCGAGAAAGUGCUUAGCCUUGCUGACAAUCCGAGGAACCACAUAGAGAACCAAGAUGAACGCGUUCUGAAUGCGAUCUUUCAUGCUCGUCUCUGGCACUCUACUGAAGACAUCCCCAAGAGAGAGACCUACUGCCCAGUCAUUGUCGACAGCCUGAUCCAGCUGUGUAAAUCCCAGAUUCUCAAGCAUCCUUCUCUGGCCAGGCGGAUCUGUGCUCAAAACAACAUGUUAUCUACUACUUGGAAACGAGAGUCUACUUUGAUUCAGGUCCAUGGUUCCAGUGGAGCCCAGCUGAAUGCUAAGGAUCCUCUGCCUCCCAUUGCCUCCCAAGAGGAAGUGGAAGCUACUAAGAAUCAUGUUCUCGAGACUUUCUAUCCCAUAUCUCCCACUAUCAGCCUUCAGGAAUGCCAUAUUUAUGAUGUGAAUGACAACACGGGAUUCCAAGAGGGCUAUCCUUACCCCUAUCCCCACACCUUGUAUUUGCUGGAGUCAGCCAACUUACGAGCACACCGCUUUCAGCCACAUCAGUUGCAGGCCAAGAUGAUCCUGUUUGCCUUCGGCAGUGCGCUGGCUCAGGCCCGGCUCCUGUAUGGGAACGACCCUAAGGUUUUGGAGCAGCCAGUAGUUGUGCAGAGCGUGGGCACCGAUGGGCGUGUCUUCCAGUUCCUGGUGCUGCAACUGAACACCACAGAUCUGGCCUCCGAGGAAGGCGUCAAGAAUCUAGUCUGGGUGGACUCCGAUCAGCUCCUCUAUCAGCACUUCUGGUGUCUCCCAGUGAUCAAAAAGAAGGUGGUUGUGGAACCUGUUGGGCCGACUGGUUUCCAGCCAGAGACAUUCAGGAAGUUUUUAGCUCUGUAUUUGCACGGUGCCGUGUGAGCCAAGGACUGUUCUGAGGCUGGAGUCGCCUGCGCCCCGCUCUUCCUGAGAAUCCUGGAGCCUGGAUGGUGCCUGAAGCUGUAGCGCUCUUCGGGCCAGUGGUCUCUCCGACAAUAAAAGAGCCCUUUCGGCGCACUGGA